Callorhinchus milii (elephant shark) is the source of this 1925-nucleotide messenger RNA. RefSeq lists its product as uncharacterized. NCBI's taxonomy places the organism in Eukaryota, Metazoa, Chordata, Chondrichthyes, Chimaeriformes, Callorhinchidae. The coding region runs from base 70 to 1734 and encodes 554 amino acids. The record is from RefSeq and is a predicted model, not a curated record. The transcript is spliced from 16 exons.
CACGUGGGCGGAGGGAGGGGAGGGGGGGGGUGAACACGCGCGAGUAACGGCUUUUCUGGCAGUGGCUCAAUGACCGGACUCGCGGCCGAAUGGCCGUCCCGCGGCACCUGGACAUGGGAUGAACUGAGAUUUUUAGCAUCAGCACUUGGCUUUCCUAGAAACCUUUUUGUUGGUUGUAUUCCAGCUGAUGUUGUGCGUCUGACAUCUGGAAUAAACACGGAGGAAUUAUACAAACUUCUGCAACAGGGCUGUUUUAAUGCAGCCAUGAACUUAACCUGCCUGAUGAAAAGUAACCAGUAUAAUAUUCUUGUUAUCAAGAAGUGCCUUGAGCUUCUAGACUGCAGGAUUCUCAGCUUCAGUGAGAUCCGUAAUGUGAGACUUGCCUUUUCUGCCUAUGAACAUUUGGACCAGUAUGGGAUGGAAAUAGACCAGCACACUUUAAUGAGAGCUCUCAAAAUGUGUUCUCGAUCGGUAGCUCCAGAGAAACUGAUGCACAGAGUCAAACAUUGGAAAGAAACCUAUGAUAGGAGUAAUCGCAUUCAACUUUUUGAGUUCAUGGACUUACUCACAAUCACCGAACCAGUGGAAAAUGUUUCCAUAAAAGAGGAGAAGAUUGGAGUUAUAGAAAAAGACAGUAAAAACUUAUAUAAGCUGAAAGACUCAAAGCUACUGCUGCAAACUCCUGAUGAAAAGUUAGCGAGGCAUCUCAAUAAGCAGUUUUAUCAAGAAGAAAGGAAUUAUGGAAUAGUCACGACAAAGAGCAGGAGGUUCACUGAGCAUCCAAUCCUGACCACCUACAGGCAGCAUGCAAUAAAAUUACAUCACAAACAGUAUCAAUUGCUGAAAAACUCUCUGGAGACAUGCCAUGACCAGGUCAAACUGGAAAAAGGAAGUGGGAUUCGGCAAUACGUACCAUCUCUGCUUCCCUUUCCACAAAAGUCCAAGUCUGAUUGGCCCAGGAGGAGGGGGUCCUUGUGCAAUAUAUGGAGUCAGCCUACCAGUGCAUUGCAGGAGAAACAGAAGUGUGCAGAGGACAAGGAUCAGUGGGUUUGGGUGGUACCUGUGAUUCAGCUGAAGACAAGAAUGCCCAUACCUCAACCUAUGCCACCUUUAAUUUCUGAUGGAGAAGUAAAAGCAGUACAGAAGAAGAAAGAGCUACUCCAGUAUGAGAUGACCACUUUGCAAGAUCGAACAUUAUUGGAACUAAACUGGAAGUUGGAUUAUUAUGUGCCCGGUUACAGGAAAGGAGCAGGUUCCAGAAGAGCAAUAGAGAAAGUUCAAGCACCAAAAAUCAAGAAAAAACCUCAACAGGAACCUAAUGUGUUUGAGAGGUUACUAAUGGCCCCCAAGAAGAGAGAGCGUUUCCCUUGUUGUCCUGCAAAAUGUGGUAUUGCAAAACCGGAAAAAAAAGUAAGAAAACCAAAAAUACCAGAGGUCAACGUCAAAGAAUCCUUAAUUAUCAGUGAAGGACCGACCCAGGAAAAUAUUCUGCCGGAAUCUCAUGCUACAGUAGACAUAGAUAGCCUUGGUAGUCUUAAUAUCCAUCAUCUUUUCAGUAACAUCAACUCAUUUGCAGAUACGUCCCUUUUUUCAGUGAAAUUAUCAACAUUUACCGCAAGCCAACUGUUAAGUGAAAGCCAACUGUUAAGUGAAAGCAAACUGUUAAGUGAAAGCAAACUGUUAAGUGAAAGCAAAGAGUCAGCUGCGAUUGCAGGCUCUGAUGUGGAUCUGUAACUGAUAUCUCAGUAGGAUAUGGUCAUGAUACACAUCCUGUUUACUUCUAUGAUUCCAUACUUCUGAGACUCAAUGAGUGUCAGUGAACCAGUCAAUUACACAUUAAACAUCGUUGUUAAAGGUAUUUAAAACAGGUGAUAACCAAGAAACUGAAUGCAAAGUGCUUUUCACAAUCAAUAAACUAACAGGAU